This is a messenger RNA of Penicillium alfredii, 2466 nucleotides long. Its product is annotated as protein phosphatase 2A regulatory subunit RTS1. Gene Ontology annotation, biological process: signal transduction. Gene Ontology annotation, molecular function: protein phosphatase regulator activity. The transcript has 7 exons. The record is from RefSeq and is a predicted model, not a curated record. The annotation marks the transcript as partial. Gene Ontology annotation, cellular component: protein phosphatase type 2A complex. Lineage: Eukaryota; Fungi; Ascomycota; Eurotiomycetes; Eurotiales; Aspergillaceae.
CGAGUAUAUGAGGUUAUCUACACAGUUGUGAACAUGAAGGGUUUCAGACAGAGAGUGGUGAGUUGUCCGCCGGAUGUGCUUCUCACCACACGACCAUUUCCGCCCACCCCCUUCCCCACCAUGCAAGAGCACGAGCAGUUGUCGCGGGCAAAGGAUGCCAACAAGUCUUCGAAGAAGAAGGAUUCCAAUUCCUCUCAGAACCAAGCGUCCCCCGGGGCGCAGCAAACACAGCAGUCGGCAUCCCCGAACCAAGGCACCCCGACGUCUUCCACAACUUCCUUGAACGAUGCUCGAGGCAAUGCCCCCGACAAUGGUUCGCCAGCUGGCACCCCUUCCGGGGGCGCACCCCACCCCGGCACCCCCGUCCAGCAUUAUAUACCCCAAGGAGCAGGCCAGCCCGCGAAUAAUGGCCCGGCCACGCCGACACGACAGGGCCAGUCAGUGGCCCCCAGUGUGAUCAUCAGUCCCAGUGCUCCUCAUGCCCCUCCUCCUGGCGCCGCCGAGACCAUGCCGGGGGACCUAGCGCCUCCGCGGAAAUCUCACGUUUUUGAUCGUCUCCAGACCACCCCGAAGGACAUAUCGGAAGGAAUCCGGACCCCUAAACGCCAGCACUCGUCGCGAUUCGAUAUCUCCGACCAGCGCCAGAGAGAGUUAGAGAAGCUGCCUGGUUUCCACGAAGUUCCUCCUAACCGACGCCAAGAUCUGUUCAUGCAGAAGAUUGACCAAUGCAAUAUCAUCUUUGACUUCAAUGACCCGUCGGCAGAUAUGAAGUCCAAAGAGAUCAAGAGGCUGGCACUCCACGAGCUUCUAGAUUAUGUCGCGAACAACCGGUCGGUUAUUACGGAGCCCAUGUACCCCCGCGUGGUCGAAAUGUUCGCCAAGAACCUGUUUCGACCCAUCCCUCCACCCAUGACGCCGCAGGGUGAAGCGUUCGACCCAGAGGAGGACGAGCCCGUGUUAGAAGUCGCCUGGCCUCAUAUCCAGGUCGUUUAUGAAUUCUUCCUGAGAUUCAUCGAGAGCCAGGACUUCAACACGAACAUCGCCAAGGCAUACAUUGACCAUGGAUUUGUGCUUCAGUUGUUGGAUCUCUUCGAUUCGGAAGACCCACGUGAGCGGGACUUUCUCAAGACAACUUUGCAUCGAAUCUACGGCAAAUUCUUGAAUCUGCGCUCAUAUAUUCGACGAUCUAUCAACAACGUUUUCUUCCAGUUCAUGUAUGAAACUGAACGACACAAUGGAAUCGCAGAACUGUUGGAGAUUCUGGGGUCCAUCAUCAAUGGAUUCGCUCUGCCGCUUAAGGAAGAGCAUAAACUCUUCCUGACCCGAGUUUUGCUUCCCAUGCACAAGGUGAAAAGCCUGAGCAUGUAUCACCCGCAGCUGGCCUAUUGUAUUGUCCAAUUCCUGGAGAAGGACUCAACAUUGACCGAAGAUGUUGUUCUUGGCUUGCUGCGCUUCUGGCCCAAGACAAACAGCACCAAGGAGGUCAUGUAUUUGAACGAGGUGGAGGACAUCUUCGAAGUUAUGGACCCGGCCGAGUUUGCCAAGGUCCAGGAGCCUCUCUUCCACCAGCUGGCCAAGUCUGUCGCCAGCCCGCAUUUCCAGGUAGCAGAACGGGCCCUUUACUUCUGGAACAACGAGUACUUUUGCAAUCUCGUCAGUGACAAUGUGGAAACAAUUCUCCCCAUUAUGUUCGCUCCUCUCUACGAGAAUUCCAAGGGUCACUGGAACCGAACGAUCCACAGCAUGGUGUAUAAUGCUAUGAAAAUGUUCAUGGAGAUAAAUCCACAGCUCUUUGACGAGUGCUCUCAUGAGUACACGGAGCACCAAAACAGCGCAGAUCAACGCGAGAGGACUCGCUUGAGCCGAUGGGACUCGAUUGAACAACAAGCCAAGGACCGGAGGAAUGGCAUUCCACCCCCACCGGCGCCGGCUCUCGACGUGCCGGAUCCAAUCGACGAGGUUGAGGCCAUGACCCAUGAAAGCCAGAAGCGGUUGAACACCUUGAAGCUGCAGGAGGAGCCUGAUACGCCCAAGGAGCGACCUUCUCGGGAGGGCACCCCCAAUUCGGUAAGUUUCAUGCAUUUCUGGCUCUUGCUCCUCAGAUACGUGCAUCCCCAUGCGGUUCUAUUUUUGUUCAGGCUGCAUUGCCCUCGUAUCUGUCUUUUGCUAAGAGACCACGUCCGCCCGUAUACAGUCAGAAUGAUUCUAACGUGGAAACGUCCGUUUUGCUCCAGACACGACGCCGUGGCUCCAUUCGCGGUACCCGGAGACGACGCAGCGGUAGCGGCAGCGAGAUCCGCCCGCGACGACGUUCGGUCGGUAGUGGUACCAGUGCGACCAAUGUACAAAUCUUGCAUCGCAGCAACUCUACCAAAUAAUGCCUCGCGAGGGGACGGAGCUGCUGAUGGACAUGUGACUUUCGUUGAUUUUCUCCUGCAGCGAUGGCAUAGCGAUUACGGGCUCUGA